Molecule: messenger RNA, 1620 nt
Organism: Argentina anserina (silverweed cinquefoil)
Lineage: Eukaryota; Viridiplantae; Streptophyta; Magnoliopsida; Rosales; Rosaceae
Product: protein FLX-like 2
Exons: 5
Coding region: 138-1364 (408 amino acids)
Source: RefSeq, a predicted model, not a curated record
AGUCUAUUGAAUUAGAACAUUGAUCUCUCUCUACUCUUCACACUUGACACUUCACAUAGGGCGCGCAGAGCACAGCCACAGAGAACCAGAGCUGCUUCACAUUCAUCCGCAGCGAACCUUCAUAGAGGUGAUUAGAGAUGGGAAGUAAAGGUCGAAUCCCGCCGGGCCAUCUCCGGCGUCCUCAUCCCGGACCCGACCCUUAUGGGCCUGGUGGGCCGGGCACCCGCCCACCUCCAGGUGCAUACUCACCAUUUGACAUGUUGCCUCCUCCACAAGUCUUGGAGCAGAAGCUGGCUUCACAGCAUGUGGAGAUGCAGAGGCUGGCCACUGAGAAUCAGAGACUCGCUUCGACGCACGGCAGCCUGAGGCAGGAGCUGGCUGGGGCUCAGCAUGAGCUGCAGAUACUGCAUGCUCAGGCCGGGGCUAUGAAGUCCGAGAGGGACCAGCAGAUGAGGAGCCUGGUGGAUAAGAUUGCCAAAAUGGAGGCUGAGCUGAAAGCGGCAGAGGCUGUUAAGGGGGAGCUGCAGCAGGCGCGCGCCGAGGCGAAUAACUUGGUUGGGGCGAGGCAGGAGAGUAUUGUGAAAGUGCAGCAGUUGGGUCAGGAGCUUCAGAGGGCGCAUGUGGAGGUGCAGCAGGUUCCGGUUUUGGUUCAGCAACUGGAUGGCCUCAGGCAGGAGUAUCAGCAUUGCAGGGCUACUUUUGACUAUGAGAAGAAAUUGUACAAUGACCACCUUGAAUCACUUCAGGUUAUGGAGAAGAACUAUGUUACUAUGGCUAAGGAGGUAGAAAAGCUACGAGCAGAGUUAUUGAAUAAUUCAGGUGCUGAUAGAAGAACUGGUGGGUCUUUUUAUGGGAAUCCUGGAACUAAUGAAAGUGAUGCUUCUGGCCUUGCUGCAGGACAAAAUGCUUAUGAAGAUAGCUAUGGUGUUGUGCAGGGACGUGUCCCUUUUCCUGCUGCUGGUGCUUCUGCUGGCAGUGGGCCUGUGAACACCGCUGGGGCAGCUGCUGCCCCUGCCGGAACCUCUCCAUUUGCUGGAACUCAGGCUGGACCUCUGGGAAGAACUGGUUAUGAUGCACCAAGAGGGCAUGUUGGUUAUGAUGCCUCUGGAGGACAUGUCGGCUAUGAUGCACAAAGACCUGGCUAUGAUCCACAAAGAGGACCCGUCUAUGAUGCGCAUAGACCAGGUUAUGAGGUGCAAAGAGUAGCCGGUUAUGAUCCAACUCGUGGUCUUAACUACGACGCACACGCAGCACAGGCCAGAGGUGCUUCUGGUCCCCAGGGACAUGUGCCUACAAACAAUAUGCCCUAUGGUUCGGCCACUCCGCCUACUGCCCGAGGAGGUACAAACCCAGCACGUAGAUGAAGCAUAGACACUGCCCUUCUGCCAGUCACAAGUAGUUUAGUAGUAACGAUAUCCAAACUUUCUGAAAUUUUUCUCUGAAUCUCAGAUCUUCUGGCUUCCCCUACCUGAAAUAACAAAUGUAUCGGUCCAUUGGUUUUCAUCCUUCAAAUAUAUUUUUGGUCCCGGAGUUGUAGUAGAAUCAUGUCAAAAACUCAUUGUGAAGAGGGCACUGUGAAUUUACGCAAUUUUACUUGAUUUCUCAUUUGGAAAUGAUAUU